Molecule: messenger RNA, 988 nt
Organism: Panicum hallii
Lineage: Eukaryota; Viridiplantae; Streptophyta; Magnoliopsida; Poales; Poaceae
Product: lachrymatory-factor synthase-like
Exons: 1
Coding region: 121-726 (201 amino acids)
Source: RefSeq, a predicted model, not a curated record
CCAGUUCCCAAGCCGUGGGCGACCGCGCACACCCCACACGGCCCGACACGUACGUGGUUCUGCGGCCAGUGCUUGCACGGCGCAGCAGAGAGGUCCCAGCUCUAGCCCGAGCCCCCUGCGAUGGCGGCAGCUGCCGACUCGUCCCCGCCCGCCGGCGCCGCCGCUAGUGGGGCGUGGGAGUGGGAGGGGAAGGUGGUGUCGCCGGUGGCCGCGGCAACGGCGGACGAGGCUUGGGCGCUGCUGUCGGACUUCCUGGCGUUCCACCGGUGGCACCCGCGCGUGGCGGCGUGCCGGCUGGCGUCGGGCACCCCGCGCUUGCCCGGGUGCGUGCGCUACUGCGAGGGCACCGUCCCCCUGGCCGGCGACGGCGCGGCGCCGCCAGCCGACUGGGCGCACGAGACGCUGCUCGAGUACGACGCCGAGCGCCGCUUCUUCCGGUACGAGAUGAACGACAACAACAUGGGCUUCGGCCUCUUCUUCGCCACGUUCCGAGUCGUCCCGGCCGCCGCGGGCGCGGGGUGCGAGCUGCGGUGGGAGUUCGAGUGCGAGCCCGUGCGCGGCACGCCCAGGGAGGCGCUCGUGGCGCGCCUGCAGGCCGGGCUCGACGGCAUGGCCGCCCGCGUGCGCGACCACGUCCUGGCCGCGCGCGCCGCCGCAGCCUCCGGCACGGCCGCCGUGGCGCCGGCCGCCGGCGAGCUCAAGCUCGACAACUCCAUCGCCGUCUGAUCGAUCGAUCGCGCGCCCGUCCGUUUGUUCGCUGCCGGUGCUCACGCUCACGCUGUCAUCGUCGUGGUUAAGUUGCUGUUCCUGUUUCUCUCGUCCGCUCCUGCAUGUACGAUACGUGAGCGUACGGCUAAUCUGCUACUACCUUAUCUCACCGUAUAAAUGUACGUACGUGUAGUGUGUGCCGGGAAUAAAUGUAGCAGCGGUUUUUAAUUACUGUGCCCCUCGUAUUGUGCCAGACAUGGAAGUCGAUGCCUGUUCCUCU